AUUUGUUUAUAAACCGUUUAGAAAGAUGUCAAUUUGUCCAAACAACAACUUUGUGUUGAUGUCAUGGUUAUUUGUGCGGGCAUUUCGAUUUAUUUGGCGUUGUGUGUUAAAACCUUUGUCAGACUGGAUAUGACUUGGUGACUCGCUCAGAGAGUGACAGGAGGGGCCAUGGCGGUCGGAGAGAGCCAGCUUCAGAGGAUUAUCCGAGAUCUGCAUGAUGCUGUUGCAGAGCUUGAAAAGGAGUACAAAGAAAGUGGGGAGCCAAUCACAGAUGACAGCAUCAACCUGCACAAAUUCUCCUACAAACUGGAGUAUCUGCUACAGUUUGACCAAAAGGAGAAAACAACUUUUCUGGGCACCAAGAAGGACUACUGGGAUUACUUCAAUGACUGCCUGGCUAAGAUCAAAGGAGCAAAUGAUGGCAUCCGUUUUGUCAAAUCCAUUUCUGAGCUGAGGACAUCUCUGGGAAAGGGACGAGCAUUUAUCCGCUACUCCCUCGUUCAUCAGCGAUUGGGUGACACACUGCAGCAGUGCCUGAUAAACCAGAGAGUCACCAGUGACUGGUACUAUGCAAGGAGCCCCUUCUUGAAGCCUCAACUCAGCUCUGACAUAAUUAAUCAUCUGUACGAGCUCAACGAGAUCCAGUUUGAUGUGGCUUCCAGAGGUCAUGACCUCGAUGCUGCUUGGCCAACAUUUGCAAGGAGGACAGUGGGAAGUGCAAAUUCACCUGGCCACAUGUGGAAACCACCAAGUCGUAGUUCCAGUAUUAAUAGUCUGGCCAGUUCCUAUUCCCAGCAAGCGCCUGAGUUUGCCUCCAGCCCAGACUACGGGCACAGUUUGCUGAACGAUCUGAAUGAUUCACUGCCUGCCUGCAUAGAAGAUAGCAACACAGUUGAAAACCUUCGCCUGGAGCUGGAUCAGUCAGAGCUAAAGCAGAGAGAUCUCCUUGAUAAGGUUCAGCAGCUUGGCGAGGAGUCUGGCGAGUUGAAAGGAGUGAUUGAAGAGCUUCAGAGGCAGCUUGAUGUGUCGCUCGCUGCUCAAGAAGGACACCGAGGCUUGCAGGAAGAACUCGGAGCCCUGCAGGGGAGAGACGAUGCCCUUACCAGACAGGUGGAAGCACUCAGGGCUGAGGAAAAAGCCAAGGAAACUCAGCUUGUCUCGCUUCAGGAAAAGCUGGCAGCUGCUGAGCAAAAGAACAUGGAGCUUAUGGCUAAGUUGGAUGGGUUUCUAGAUGAGAAAGGCCAGCAGGCUGCCAGUCAUUUUGAUUCAGCGCUUAAGAUUCAUGAGCUGUUGGACAAAUUGAAAGAGGCAGAGAAAGUGAAGAUGGAGGCUGAAGGUAAGAUGGUGGAAAAUAGGAGGCAGAUAGAAAGACUGGAGGAAGAGUUACGAGUUAAUGAGAUGAAGUCCAAGGAGAAUGAAACAAAACGUGAGGCGUUGGUGACAUCGUCGUCUGAGGAGAAGGCCAAGUUGAAUGCAAAAGUGGAGGAGCAGUUCAGUACUCUGGAAAAGCUCCAGUUGAACCUGGCACUGAGAGAAAAGGAGGCAAGCAGUCUACAAAGACAGCUGCAGGACGUCCAACAAUCUCUAGAGGAGAAAGCGCGAGAGUUAGAGGAGGUGAAGAGGGGGGCAAAGCAAGAAAUGGAAGCGAUGCAGAAGAACACUGACGACUUGAAGGAGUCUUUAGAGGGAAAGGUUGCUGAAAUUGCUGUGCAGCUUACGAACAGAGAAGCAGAAUUAAGCUCCAGCAGUGAGACACUACAGAAGCUUGAAUCCAAGACCCAAAUACUGACUACAGAAAGGGACGAACUGACCACUAGCCUCGAUCAGCACAAGGCAAAGCUCAACGAACAGUCUGCCAAAAUAGCAGACUACCAGACGCAGUGCGCCAGUUUACAGGAAUUAAAAGAGAAGCUGCAGGCCACAGUGAGUAGAAAGGAGCAGCAGCAAAAUGAGAUGACGGAGCACAGAGCAGUGCUGGAGGCUGAAGUAGCAGCUCUAAGAGCUUCAGAGAAACAGCUCAGAGGCCAAAUGGAUGAUGCCAAGAUGACGGUGGAUGAAAAGGAGAAAUUGCUACGUGAGGAGAACCGCGGUCUGGAUGAGAGUCUGCAGCGAGCCACAAUGGCUGCGAAACAAUCGGAAGUGACUUCGAAGCGGCUGGAGCAGGAGAACCAGACUCUGAGAGAGGAGCUGGAUGAUUUGAAAGCAACUCUUAGUCGCACAGAGACGGAGUUGAAGAACGCCCGCAUUCAGAUCGAAGAACACAAAACAAACCUAGAGGCUUCAAACACCAAAUUAGUCAGCCUGCAAGAACACCUAAGCGCAAAAGACAAGCAGCUGGAGAAUAAAGAGAAAGAGGUUGUUAAGUUGAUGUCAACAUUACAAGAGUUGGAGGCUAAGGAGAAGGAGAAUGAGAUGGCCAAAGCCAACACAGAAGCAACUUGUGCCAAACAGGCUGAACUGAUUGAAAGGGUAACAUCCGAGAAACGGGCAAUAGAGACGUUACAGCUAGAGAGGAGCUCAGUCCAAGGAAAGGAGAACCAGGAAGUUACUGCCAAGCUUGCUGUGGUUGAGGGCCAGCUGGACGUUAGCAUGAAAGAGGUCUCUAGACUCCAGGCAGAGAUCCUGAACCUGAAGGUGAAGGUGCAGAGAUCUGAGGAGGAAAAGCUAAAAUCCCAUGCACAGCUGGAGGUUACAGAAGCCCAAAGAGGCGAGCUGAGGUCUCUUACGGAGCAGCUUAAAUCCCAAGUAGAGGCACUCAACCAGAAGCACGUAGCCGAACUUCUGGAGUGCAAAAAGAAAGAGGAGGCUCUGGUUCAACAGCGCGAUCGAGAAGCAGCUGCCCACGCCGAACUUGCCGUUUCUUCCUCUGCCGUCCGAGAAGAGCUGUCUGCUCUCAAAGCCGAAAACAACAAGCUGGCUUUAGAGAACACAGAGAUCCGUGAGGGCUUGCACAGAGCAAACACCGAGAUGGCAGAGCUGGGGAUGUCCAUCUGCAAGCUGAACGCGGAAAGGGAAGAAGCCAGCGAACACUUGGCAGGGGACGCUGCCAAGAUCGAAGAGUUGGAGAAGGAGGUGGAGCGGAUCGAGGAGUGCAUGAACGCCCUGCGGCAGGAGAACAACAGUUUACGAGAGGAGCUGACACAGAAGGAAUCCCUCCCUAGGGCCAUUAUAGAGCUCCAGGAAGAGCUGGAAAAAGCCAAGAACCAAGUGAACAGCGUAAAAGAAUGCUGCCAAGAGGAGAUGGAUGCUGUGAAGUUUCAAAUGAGCUCUGAGACCAUGAGUCAUCAGGCUCAAAUAAAGGCUGUGACUAAAAAUCUGGAGAAGGUUUCAGCACAGCUGGAGGAGGAACAGAAGAUCGUGUCUGAACUCAAGGCUGCGAAUGAGAAAUACUUGCAGCUAAUUGGCGAGAAAGAUGCUUACAUCACGCAGGCGGAGGCCACCAUCCGUGAGAACGAAGGCGAAAUUCAGCAACUCGGCAGCUCUACGGCCAGCAUCGAAGAGGCACAUUUGUCUGUGCAAACACUGUGUGAGGACCUGAAGCAGAAACUUGAAGCAACAGAGGCUGAGAAACAAAGUCAGUAUCUGACAAUGUCGGCAGAGAUUGAAGACCUCAACAGCACAAAGAUCAACCUGGAAGAGAGGCUCAUUGAGCUUAUUAAGGACAAAGAUGCUCUGUGGCAGAAGUCAGAUGCUCUGGAGUUUGAGCAGAAACUACGAGCCGAGGAGCGCUGGUGGCUGGUUGACAAGGAGGCCACACACUGCCUUGGCUGCAACGACCAGUUCACCUGGUGGGUGCGCAGACAUCACUGCAGAGUUUGUGGCCGGAUCUUCUGCUACAGCUGCAGCAACAACUUUGUCUUGACGAAACACAGUGGGAAGAAGGAGCGCUGCUGCAGCGACUGCUACGUGCAGCACAAUGCGGUGGUGGAGAAGUUCAUAGAGUCAGAGAUGAGUUCUUCAGCUAGAGCCGGACCUCAGCCUCCGCCUGAGCCCGCUCCCUACAAGUCGCCUUCCAGCGCAGUAGUUUCGGACACCGGUAUCAAAUCUGAUGAUGGGGGCUAUGACAUCAUCACAGAAGAGGAGGUGAACGGCGUCUACGACAGUGACAGCAACUCUCAGACCACAGGAGGUUCACUGGAGGGAGAGCAAGACCGCCAGCAACCAGGAGCUUGUGAAACUGGCCCCGGCGAGGUCGCCCCCGACGACGACAGCGUCCCCACCGUCCAGGACUCUGAGAUUAACCUCCUCAGAUCAGGAGACGUCACACUCGCUGUCCCUCUCAGCGUCGAGGACAUUUCCCAGUUUGGUGACGGCUCCAGGGAGCUCUUCAUCAAGUCCAGCUGCUACAGCACCAUUAACAUAACCGUGGCAGAUUGUGAGACAACCAUCGGCUGGAUGUUCUCCUCUGAGCCCAAGAGUAUCUCUUUAGGCGUGGUUUACCGGGAGUCCAGUGACAGUGAAGUGGAGCAGGCGAAGGUUCUGAUUCCUCUGACUCGCUGCAAUUCCCAUAAAGAGACAAUUCAGGGACAAGUGAAAGCGCGGCACCCUGGCCUCUACACACUCAUCUUUGACAACUCCUUCUCCAGGUUUAUCUCCAAGAAAGUUUUUUACCAUCUGACCAUGGAAAAGCCCAUAAUCUAUGAUGGAAGUGAUGGACCCUGAAGCUUUGUGACUCGCUCAGGUGAAACUGCCGCUUCUGUGGCAACUAAAGGGAAACUGACAAGAUAUCAAUGCAGUGACUUCAUUUUAUUUUCUUUUUAUAUUAUAAACCAAGUAUCUUCACACA
This is a messenger RNA of Poecilia reticulata (guppy), 4786 nucleotides long. RefSeq names its product FYVE and coiled-coil domain autophagy adaptor 1a (gene fyco1a). Gene Ontology annotation, molecular function: metal ion binding. Gene Ontology annotation, biological process: plus-end-directed vesicle transport along microtubule; positive regulation of autophagosome maturation. NCBI's taxonomy places the organism in Eukaryota, Metazoa, Chordata, Actinopteri, Cyprinodontiformes, Poeciliidae. Gene Ontology annotation, cellular component: autophagosome; late endosome; lysosome. The record is from RefSeq and is a predicted model, not a curated record.